Messenger RNA from Cryptosporidium muris RN66, 2934 nucleotides. Its product is annotated as eukaryotic translation initiation factor 3 subunit 8 family protein. The transcript has a single exon. Bases 1 to 2934 code for a protein of 977 amino acids. Lineage: Eukaryota; Apicomplexa; Conoidasida; Eucoccidiorida; Cryptosporidiidae. Gene Ontology annotation, biological process: translational initiation. Gene Ontology annotation, molecular function: translation initiation factor activity; translation initiation factor binding; RNA binding. The record is from RefSeq and is a predicted model, not a curated record. Gene Ontology annotation, cellular component: eukaryotic translation initiation factor 3 complex.
AUGCAAGGCAAAUUUUGGGCUGAAGGAUCUGACUCAUCCUUAUCUUCAGACUCAAAUGGUAAUGAUGGUUCUUUUUCGGAAUCUGAGGCUGAGGCUCAAUCCCAUUAUCGCCGUCCGCGUGAAAUCAAUAAUAAUCGUUGGGCAAUAGAUUCAGAUUUUGAUAGUAGUGAGGAUGAUCGUCGAGUGGUCCGUGGGGCUAAGGAGAAAUUUCAUGAGGAAUUAAGAUCUAUUACACGUUUAAUAACCAAUCAUAUAAAGAUAUCAGAUUUUGCAGUAUUAAGUGAGGACUAUGAGAAGCUAUUGAGAUGUAUUCAGAAAUCACGAUUUUUAAUUGAUCAAUAUGGGAUACCAAGAUUUCUGAUCUUGGUACUUGUUGAAUUGGAAUUAUUUUUGGAUGAGAAAUUCAAAGAUAAGGAGGGUAUAAAAAAGUUAUCAAAGGCCAAAGCAACUAGCUUCAACACUCUACGUGCAAAGUUUCGUAAGACAACUGAAGAAUAUAAAGCUCAAAUGGAUGAAUGCAAAGCUAAUCCUGACAAUUUUCAUGAUGAUACUAGUGAGAAAUCUUUUUCUGAUUCAUCUUCUUAUUCUGAAUCAGAGGAUUCAAGUUCAGAUGAUGAGGAUGAUACUUCUGAAUCUAGGAGUGAUACAUCAUCUUCAACAUGGUCUUCUGAUGAAGAGGCUUAUGAAGAUCGUCAUGCUUCAGCAUUAGCCAAAUGGGGAACAAGAGUAAAGAAACCUAAGAAAUCUGAAUCUGAUGGAACUAAAAGGAUUCCUAAGCAAAAGACUUUACGUAAGGAAUACUUUGAUAGCUCAUUACAAGGUCAGUUAGGUAUUGGAGUAAGCACAUCUAAUAAUGCAGGACUUGGUGGAGGUGAUAUGUUUUCAUUUGAGGGGGAAGUAACCGUAGAUAUGAUUGUGGAGAAGGUUGGUGAGAUUGUAGCUGCUAGAGGGAAGAAAGGAACUGAUAGACAGGAACAAAUUCGUCUUUUAAAAAGAGCUGCAGAUAUAGCCAAACCAUUAUCACUACAAGUAUAUGCUGAUGUAUUAACACACUUAAUAUCUGCUCAAUUUGACACUAUUACGGGUGCUUUUCAUUGUAUAUCUGCUUCUAUAUGGUCUGAAAUAUGUCAAAAUAUUAAUAUACUUCUGGAUUUAAUUGUUCAUACAAGUAAAGAUAAACGUAUUUAUAUAUCUGGAUUCCAAAGUUUUAUUUCAUCUAAAGAGAGGAAGAGAAGGCUUUCUGGAGAUGACUCUACAGGAAAUCUCAUUAAUCUUUCAAAUUCUACAGGAAAUUCCGGUGAUUCUACAUCACAAAGUGGUGAAUUAGAUAAUAUAGCUUCAUCCUCAGAUAAUCAGGAACAAGAUAAAAGUACUGUAACAUUUUUGGUCUCAUUUAUAGAAAGACUUGAUGGUGAGUCUCUCAAGGCCUUACAAUUAACAGAUGUACAUUCUAGUGAAUAUAAGGAUCGUCUUGUACAAUCUUUGCAUUUGUUAGCCUUACUUUGGAGAUGUUACAAAAUAUGUGAAGAAAGAAAAUAUAAUGAUUUAGUUGCCACUUUGUCAGUCCACUUAAUUAAUCAAUUACACUUUAAAAGUGAUUUAUUAGCAGUAAAAGUGUGGGAAUUUACUCGACAAAUAUUUAAAAAAACUGCAGGAUCUUCUCUACAGAAUUGUAACUUUCAGUUAUAUCCUACUCAAUGUGAAAAGUGUGGUGAUAAAAGCUUAGAAUGUACAUGUAAACCUAGUGACUUAAUUACUCAAUUAGUACACAAUGUGUAUUUAUAUGGAGAUACCAAAAAUAAGCUUAGGGUAUUAUUACAACAUGUAUACAAUAUGGCUUUGCAUGAUAAAUAUUAUGAAGCUAUUAAUUUAUUCCAAUCAAUGGGAGUUUACGAUAUGGCAUUGGGAUCUGACGUAAAUAUUCAAAUUCUAUAUAACAGGGCACUUGUACAACUUGGUUUAGCUGCCUUCAGAUUAGGAGCUGUAACAGAAGCUCAAGCAUUAUUGAGUGAUAUUUGUAUGCCAAAUCGUAAUCGUGAAUUAUUAGCUCAAGGAAUGAGUAAUAUGAAAUCUCAAGAAAGAACUCCAGAACAAGAAAGAGCAGAAAAAAGACGUCUUUUACCUUAUCAUAUGCAUUUGUCUUUAGAAGUUAUAGAUUGUAUAUAUCUUAUUUGUUCAAUGUUACUUGAAAUUCCAUAUAUGGCAUAUCAAAAAUCCUUAAUAUUGAAUAAUGAAGGGAAUACAACUUUUAAUACAAAAUUUAAACCAAUAUCUAAACAAUUUAGAAGAUUACUAGAACAAUAUGAACGACAACCUAUAACUGGUCCUCCAGAAAGUCAGAGGGAUACAAUUAUUGCUGCUACGAGGGCACUUCAACUUGGAAAGUGGAAAGAAUGUUGUGAUUAUAUAUUUUCAUUAAGUAUAUGGGAUUAUAAUAUUGCAGAUAGAGAUAAAAUUGAAGAAACCCUAAAAAUUAAUAUUAAACAGGAGGCUUUAAGGACUUAUAUAUUUACAUAUGGACAUCUAUAUGACUCCUUUUCAGUCAAAAAUCUAUCAGAUAUGUUUGGUCUUUCAAGGGAUAUUAUUCAUUCUUUAUUAUCUAAAAUGAUGUUAAAGAAUGAAUUAUUAGCAUUAUGGGAUCAAUCUGGAGAUUUUGUAUUAUUAAAUCAUAAACAUACAAGUAAAGUACAAAGUGAUGCAAUGAUUUUGUCUGAUAAAUUACAACAAUUUAUGGAAUGUAAUGAGUCUAUGAUUAGCUCUAAGAAUACUAAAAGUAAUAUUUUAACUAAUUCUAGAAGUACUAAUUCAAGUACUUUAGGUAUAAAUAAUACAAACACAUCAGGUCUAAACUAUUAUUCUAGAAAAUUUGGACAAACACAGCAAUAUAACAAAAAUAGAAAUAUUCCUAUUUCUGUCAGACCUAUUAGAGUUUAA